AUGUUUUCUACGUAUUUUAUUGAAACUAUGCAAAAAAUUAUUCCCCUGUUAUUGAUUUGUUUCUUUCUUUAUAUUGAAAGAAUCUAUGCUUCUAGUCGUACUAUACAUCAUUAUUUUCCCAAAGUGAUACUUAUUUCUCUUGAUGGAUUUCGUUAUGAUUACUUUGAUUUGGCUGAGAAAAGAAGUGUAAACAUGUCAGCAUUUGAAAAGAUUAAAAGUCAAGGAGUUUACAUAAGACGUAUACAAAAUGAAUUCCCUACUUUAACAUUCCCAUCACAUUUUUCAAUGGUAACAGGCCUGCACCCUGAAAGUCAUGGAAUAGUAGAUAAUGUGUUUUAUGAUCCAACUGAUAAUGCAACAUUUUCAUCAAGAAAUCAGUCUACAGCAUCAGAUUCUAGAUUCUAUGAUGUUGGAGCUGAACCGAUUUGGGUAACGAACCAGUUUCAUGGUCAUAAAAGUGGAGUGACUUUCUGGAUUGGAAGUGAGGCGAAAAUCAAAGGCCAGAGACCAACUCAUUAUCUAGCACCCUACAAUGAGAACAUUACAUUCAAUCAGCGAAUUGAUAUUUUGAUGGGUUGGUUUGAACAUGAAAAUAUUAACCUCGGUCUUAUGUAUUAUCAUCAACCUGAUAGAGCAGGACAUAUUUAUGGAGCGGCAAGUGACGAGGUUUUCAAAGCUAUUGAGGAGAUAAACCAUGGACUAGAUUAUCUCUUGACAUCGAUUGAAAACCGACCAUCACUUAGUUGCUGCCUCAAUCUCAUUUUAUCAAGUGAUCAUGGAAUGACGAACGUCAGUUCAGACAGAGUUAUAUAUCUUCAUGAUUACAUACACCCGAAUGAGUAUACAUCUGCUCCUAAGAAGUCAGCGGAAAUCUGGACUCUUUGGCCAACACAAGGACAUACUGCGCUAUCAUUAUAUAACAAAUUGAAAGACCGACACCUCAGAUUAAAUGUUUAUUUGAAGGAGGAACUACCAACACGUUUAUUUUAUGAUUCAAGUGAUCGAGUUGGUCCUGUUGUUGUAUAUGCAGACAUUGGAUGGACGAUUAUCGCUGACAGAAAUUCUGGGGUAACAUUGAAAAAUAAAGGUUCUCAUGGUUAUGAUCCAGAUUACAAAGAUAUGUCUCCAUUUCUAAUGGCAAUGGGACCUCAGAUAUCUAAAACUCAAGCAACAGAAUUAGAAGAAACAGUCAGACUGAUUGAUAUUUACUCACUGAUUUGUCUUAUACUUAAGUUGAAACCUGCUCCUAAUAAUGGCAGUGUUUGUCGAGUUGCUCCAUUGGUAAUUCAUAUUUAUGGAUUCUCAUCAGAUGCUAACGUGCGCAGUAAUGUUGCAGCAUAGCUUGAAAAGAAAUACUAACCACCAUUGAUGGAAUGACGUUGAAAUGUCAAGGAUAUAUGGUGAAGCAAAUCUACGGACCAAGCUAACUAUGUAUGUAUGUAUAACUAUAUAUAGAGGGAUGAUCUGUCGAAGUUAGAUAUAGUAAAUGUAUGCAGGGCGGAAGUUACAGAUAGGUCGUAACAGAUUAAAUGGGUUUCAUAGGAACUACAUAUUCUUUCCCUUACGAGUAUUGAAUUCCUUCUAUGUUUGUUAUUUUGUCUCUGUGUUGCUAUAUCUAAUCAAUCAAUGUGAAGCUCUUUCUGCUCUUAUUAACAUCCUUACCUACUUUUCAUGUAAUUUUAUACUACUUAUAAAUAUUCAGUAGCAUAUUUGAUAUUUUAAUAUCUUU
Molecule: messenger RNA, 1729 nt
Organism: Schistosoma guineensis
Lineage: Eukaryota; Metazoa; Platyhelminthes; Trematoda; Strigeidida; Schistosomatidae
Source: the annotation of a GenBank genome assembly